AUGGCUGUGGGCAAUUCACCAGCUAUGGCGCCAGCUUCCCUUAGUCCGAAUGAUGUGGACGACUUUUGUGCCGAAUUUCACGGGCUCGAGACGAGUGAUUCAGACACCAUGUUGGAGAACCCUUUUGACAGUGAGGGAAGUCGACUCUUGUUUGAGGCCGUUGAGCAGAUGCAAUCCUGUGGUGCAAGCCAGGACAUCGAUAUUCCGCAGCUCGUCAUUGUCGGUGGCCAGUCCACCGGAAAAUCAUCUCUGCUGCAGCAGCUCACUGACAUCCCCUUUCCCAUCGCCUUGGGUUGCUGCACGAGGUUUGCCACUCGGAUCGUAUCGAGACGCACGCCAGCAGGCUCCCCAAAUCGCUUCAAGAUAUCUGUCGUCGAGCCCGAGGUCUCAAUCAGCGACUUUAAUUAUCCGGUGGGAGACGGCAAGUACAAGGACUAUGCCCUCACCGGGGAGGUCUUGACUGCGACCCAGUUCAGGAAUGCCAUUGAUGAGGUUUCUUCUGAAUACAUGGGCAUCACGGAAGGCACAGGACCUGACGCGAAGAACUUUGCCACCCAGGUUUUUCGCAUCGAGCUCUCGGGACCCGCCAGGUCGCACUUCACCAUUGUGGACAUUCCGGGACGUAUCUCGAACCCGAAGGGCAUCAACGAGCAUGAAAUGCGAGGCGUGCAGACUAUGGUGCUCGAGUACAUCAAGAAGCCUGGGGCGAUUGUCAUCUGUGUCGGCGAUGCAUCGAAUGACGUGAGCAACCAGGAGAUCAUACACCUGGCCCAGCAGCACGCUGGCGACAGGCUCGUCGGGGUGUUUACAAAGUGCGAUUUAGUCAGCGAUCCCGACCAGUUCAUAUCCCUGGCUACCAAGCAGGGCUACAUGAAGUCUCAUAGCGCCAAGGACAGCUGGUUCGUCGUAAGCAACAGACCAACCACAGCAACGAGUGCCAGCACCACUGCCGCGGCCACCGAGACAAGCUUCCUCUCCCUUCCGCCCUGGAACCGGAUCCCCAGCGCCCGCCGGGGCACGGCCAUGCUGCGCGCCUAUCUGAGCAACAUGCUCUGUGACCGGAUCCACCUUAACUUCCCGAGGAUCCACGCAUCCAUCUCUGCGCACCUUUCGGACGCGAAAUCACGCCUCGAGGCUCUUGGGCAGCCGCGGCUCACCCAUCACGACCGCCAGCGAUACCUGGGUGAGGUUGUUCAACGGUACGCCGCGCUCGCUAGGGACGCCGUGGAGAACCCGGGGCUCGUGGAAGAAGGGCUGCGCGUACGAACGCAGGUGCAGCGGCAGAAGGAGGCGUUUGCAAAGGAGUUACGUGAGCGCGGGCACACGUACCAGUUUGAGGACGCCGAGGUAGACCCCAUCGCCAGGCUCGCCGGAAUCAUGGCAAAGGAGCAGCAGCAGCGCGAGCAACUCCGAGAGGCGAAGAGGAAGCAAGCGGCGGGGUUAGCUUCGCAGCAGGACGGCCUGGGGCCUGUCACGCCACCGCUAUCCCGGCACGUGUCGGCAUCGUCGCCGUUGACCCAAGAUGCGUUCGCAGCCGACGGGUCGCAACCCCCACCCAGGAAGAAGCAGGAUCGGGAUCAUCGUGCUGGGGGACACGGUAACGACGGCGCGGAACUUUUUGAUUUCAUCCGCCGCCAGCUCCGCGCUUUCCAGAGCACACAGCUCCCCGGCUUGGUCAACCCGCAAGUCAUGCCGGCCCUCGUGCGGGAGCAGACCGCACAGUGGGAGGCCAUCUCGAGCAGGCACCUCCAGGCCGUCCACGCCCAGGUCGGCACGACAGCGGCCGCGAUCCUCCACGCGGUGUGCCCGGAGGAUCAGUUCCCCACAAUGAAUCGGGGUCUCUCGGCCGUGCUAUCGCGGCAGUGGCAGGCUACGGCGGUCGGAAGUGGGGAGGAGCUGCUCAGGCAUUGCGAGAGAGAGCGCGGUGGUGUUGAUGGUACUGGAUCGAUCACAGGGCGUGCCAGCGGGCACAUUGACGCAACUGGUAACAAGAACUUUGCACACGAGUUGAAGGCCCUCCAGACGCUGCGGCUGCUAGAGUCGAUGAAGGUUCUGGCGGACGCUGAAGAGGAUGAUGAUGGGGAUUGGUCCACUCCUCACCAAGGUCUGCGGACAGAGCUGAUCUUCAAUCAGCUACAUUGCUCCAUCGAGGACAACAUGGCCAAGAUGGUGCACGAUAUUCUCAAAGUUUACUACAAGUUUACCAUCGACUCUUUCAUAUCCCACGUCACGAGACACAUAAUCGAACCCUUCCUGUGUCAUCCAAACGGACCUUUGAAGGCCCUCUCAAUGGAGUGGGUCUAUUCGCUGAGGGAGAGCGAGGUUGAGAAGUUGGUACGCGACGAUGCCGACACUGUCAGGAAGAGAGCGACGGAGCAGGCCACGGUGGCAAGGUUGCAGGCUGCGUUGGACAUCGCCAUUGAGGCUUCGGAGAGGGCAAGGGAGCUAGUUUGACGCUCAGCAUCUCGUUUCUUUGCGAGCAAUGUAUCAUACCGAAAUGUCGCAUGGUGAUGCGCUGUGUGAGCUUAUUUAUUUAUAUCUCGAGUACUGGCACUUCCACUAUUUAACACAACUCACAUAUAUCCCUUUA
Molecule: messenger RNA, 2590 nt
Organism: Microdochium trichocladiopsis
Lineage: Eukaryota; Fungi; Ascomycota; Sordariomycetes; Xylariales; Microdochiaceae
Product: P-loop containing nucleoside triphosphate hydrolase protein
Exons: 6
Coding region: 1-2454 (817 amino acids)
Cellular component (GO): membrane; cytoplasm; microtubule
Molecular function (GO): GTPase activity; GTP binding; microtubule binding
Source: RefSeq, a predicted model, not a curated record